Messenger RNA from Hemiscyllium ocellatum (epaulette shark), 2826 nucleotides. It is a transcript of the gene dgki, whose product is annotated as diacylglycerol kinase, iota. Gene Ontology annotation, cellular component: nucleus. Bases 91 to 2826 code for a protein of 911 amino acids. Gene Ontology annotation, biological process: diacylglycerol metabolic process; intracellular signal transduction; lipid phosphorylation. The record is from RefSeq and is a predicted model, not a curated record. Gene Ontology annotation, molecular function: protein binding; ATP-dependent diacylglycerol kinase activity. NCBI's taxonomy places the organism in Eukaryota, Metazoa, Chordata, Chondrichthyes, Orectolobiformes, Hemiscylliidae. The transcript has 31 exons.
UGCAGGAAAGCCAUCUUGAGAUCAGGCCUACAGCACCUAGCUCCAGAACAGGCACCCAGUACCAUCCUGAAGAAUGGACCUACCAGAGAGAUGCGGACCAGCCCUGACUGGACUGAAAAUGCUAUAAAUGGUGACCAUGUUUGGCUGGAGACGAAUGUCUCUGGAGAUUACUGCUACCUUGGAGAAGAGAACUGUUUAGUAAAGAUAACGAAAUCAGCUCCAAGGAGAAAGUGUGCUGCUUGCAAAAUAAUUGUGCACACGGUUUGUGUAGAACAGCUGGAAAAGAUCAGUUUCCAUUGCAAGCCAACCUAUCGGGAGGGAGGUAGCCGUUCUCUCAGAGAACAGAAUUUUGUGAGACAUCACUGGGUUCACAGACGGCGUCAGGAAGGAAAAUGCAAGCAAUGCGGGAAGGGUUUCCAACAAAAGUUUUCAUUCCACACUAAGGAAAUCAUCGCCAUCAGCUGUUCCUGGUGCAAGCAGGCAUUUCACAAUAAAGUGACAUGUUUCAUGUUGCAUCACAUCGAAGAACCGUGUUCGCUAGGUGUGCACGCUGCAGUCAUUAUACCCCCAACAUGGAUUAUAAAGGUGAAAAAACCACAGAACUCCUUCAAGUCUUCAAGUAGAAGGAAAAAGAGGACAUCAUUGAAGAGAAAAACCAGCAGGAAAGGAGCGGACGAGAGCAAAUGGAAGCCAUUUAUAAUCAAGCCUAUCUCAUCACCCUUGAUGAAACCACUUCUGGUGUUUGUAAAUCCAAAGAGUGGCGGAAACCAGGGGACCAAGGUGCUCCAGAUGUUCAUGUGGUGGCUAAACCCACGGCAAGUCUUUGACCUCUCACGUGGAGGGCCAAGAGAAGCCUUGGAGCUGUAUCGAAAGGUCGCAAACCUCCGGAUCCUGGCCUGUGGUGGAGAUGGAACGGUGGGCUGGAUUCUUUCCCUGUUGGAUGAACUACAACUGAAUCCCCAGCCUCCAGUCGCAGUGCUUCCACUUGGUACAGGAAACGACCUGGCUCGUACCCUCAACUGGGGAGGGGGGUACACAGAUGAACCAGUCUCAAAGAUUCUCUGCCAUGUAGAGGAGGGUAAUAUAGUCCAACUCGACCGCUGGAACAUCCACCUUCAGAAUAACCUCCAGCUCAACCAAGAUGAUGCUGAAGAAGGCACUCAGAAGCUCCCACUUACUGUGUUUAACAACUACUUCAGUCUGGGUUUUGAUGCCCAUGUGACACUGGAAUUCCAUGAAUCUCGGGAAGCAAAUCCAGAACGAUUUAACAGUCGAUUUAGGAAUAAGAUGUUUUACGCAGGGGCAGCUUUUUCCGACUUUCUGCAGAGAAGCUCUCGAGAUUUAUCCAAACAUGUUAGAGUGGUGUGUGAUGGUACUGAUUUGACACCCAGAAUCCAGGAUCUGAAAUUCCAGUGUAUUGUCUUCCUCAACAUUCCCAGAUAUUGUGCAGGCACAAUGCCUUGGGGUAACCCCGGAGAUCAUCGAGACUUUGAACCACAGCGGCAUGAUGAUGGAUGCAUUGAGGUCAUUGGCUUUACUAUGGCAUCUCUGGCUGCACUGCAAGUUGGGGGACAUGGUGAGCGGCUCCAUCAGUGCCGAGAGGUAAUUCUCACCACUUACAAGACAAUCCCCAUGCAGGUGGAUGGGGAGCCAUGCCGCUUAAGCCCAUCUGUCAUCCGGAUCUCACUAAGGAACCAGGCCAACAUGGUGCAAAAAUGCAAGCGGAGAACCUCCAUGCCACUACUGAAUGAUAUCCACAAGGUGCAGCAUGCUGAUCACAGACGGGUCUCUGCUCCUCCUGAUAGCUUCACUCUCCCUCACACUGUCCCUGGUCGGCUGAGGAUCCGGGUGAACAGGAUCAGCCUCCAAGACUACGAAAAUCCACAAUACAAUAAGGAGCGACUACAAGAGAUCUCAAUCCCACUGGGAAUUAUUGUCAUUCACGGAGAUUGUGACCUAGAGACUUGUCGCAGGUAUAUCGACCGACUACAGGAGGACUUUUACCCAUCAACACCCGAUGGACACCGAAUUCAUUACCAGGACAGCGACUCUUCCCAACGCCGGAUGUUGUCUUCGCAGAAUCUUUCUUCCAAAUGGUGCUUCCUCGACUCAACUUCUCUGGACCGCUUCUACCGUAUUGACAGAGCUCAGGAGCAUCUCCACUUUGUAACAGAAGUGGCUCAAGAUGAACUUUUUAUUCUGGAUCCAGAGAUAGUUGCCAUACAGAAAACUGGAACAGCCCCUGGAAUGCCAGACCUGGUGGUGGAUCCACCUCAAGGCUGUGUGCAUCCCCGUGGUGGCGGCAAACUGUUGGACCUUCACAGGGCUGAGGUAACUGUCCAGCUCCACGUUGUCUUCGUGUCGGGCCCGUGGUCCGCACUGACCAGUUCUCCGUCUGACAGCAGGGCUGUCAUAGGACCACUGCUCCCAGAUACCUGGAGCUGUGGGCCGUUCAUAGAGUCCUGCAGUAAGGGAGUGAGUCUGCUGGUGAGCAGCACUGAAGGAUACUCGGUGUUACACUACGCCGCAAAGAAUGGUCAUAAGGAACUUGUAAAGUACAUCAUUGAACAUGGGCCUCCUGAUCUAUUAGAUGUAGCAGAAAUCAAAACGGGCGAAACAGCACUACACAAAGCAGCAUUCCAUCGAUAUCACACAAUUUGUCGUUUUUUAAUUGAUGCUGGGGCCUCGCUGAUGCAGACUGAUUUUGAGGGCAACACUCCACGACACAAAGCACAGGAGGCUGGUGACCUGGAGCUAGCUGCCUACCUGGAGAACCGGCAGCACUACCAGAUGAUGGCACGUGAGGACCUGGAGACAGCUGUUUGA